Molecule: messenger RNA, 2176 nt
Organism: Impatiens glandulifera
Lineage: Eukaryota; Viridiplantae; Streptophyta; Magnoliopsida; Ericales; Balsaminaceae
Product: probable galacturonosyltransferase 9
Exons: 3
Coding region: 208-1848 (546 amino acids)
Molecular function (GO): polygalacturonate 4-alpha-galacturonosyltransferase activity
Source: RefSeq, a predicted model, not a curated record
CCAUCAUCAUCAUCAUCAGAUCAUCAGACCCUCACUUCUUCCGCUAACCCUACCCCACGAUUUUCCUCAGAUCUUCUUCAACUUUGGGUUUUUACACACUCAGAUUCUAUAGACGAUCCUAAUCCGAUUUCAUCAACAAUCAACAUUACCAAUUUCUAUAGACGAUCCUAAUCCGAUUUCAUCAAGUUCCCGGCCAGAUCCCAUUCAAUGGCGGUUGCAGCCCGCGGCGGCCGGGGCGGCGGAGGAUCCGGUGGCGCUCUCCGCAACUUCUUCUCCUACCGGAUCUUCAUCUCCGCCGUGUUCACUCUCCUCUUCCUCGCCACUCUUUCAGUCUUAUUUACCCCAGGCCCUCCCGCCAAUUACGAUUCCACAACAGGGAACGCCUAUGUGCAGAGGACGUUUAUGGCAUUGCAGUCAGAUCCUUUAAAGACUAGGUUAGAUUUAAUUCACAAACAGGCAAACGAUCAUAUUGCACUUGUGAAUGCAUACGGUGCUUAUGCGAGGAAACUCAAGAUUGAGAUAUCCCGGCAACUUCGCAUGUUUGAAGACUUGGCAAAGAACUUAGUGGAACUUCAGCUGAGGCAGAAUCGUAAAUCAUUAUUGGAACCUGAUGGACCUGUGGAUGAGGAUUUAUUGCGGCAGUUUGAGAAAGAAGUGAAGGACAAAAUUAAAACUGCCAGGUUGAUGAUUGUUGAAUCUAAAGAAUCUUAUGACAAUCAGUUAAAGAUCCAGAAGCUUAAAGACACUAUAUUUGCAGUUAAUGAGUUACUCAUUAAGGCAAAAAAGAAUGGUGCAUUUGCCCACUUAAUUGCUGCCAAAUCAACCCCAAAAGGUUUGCAUUGUCUCUCUAUGCGACUCAUGGAAGAAAGAAUUGCACAUCCAGAAAAGUACAAAGACGAUGAACCAGCAGCUGAAUUUGAGGAUCCUACUUUGUACCAUUAUGCAAUUUUUUCAGAUAAUGUGAUUGCAGUUUCUGUGGUGGUGAAUUCAGUGGUUAAGAAUGCACUUGAUCCUUCCAAACAUGUAUUCCAUGUUGUCACAGAUAGGAUGAUUCUUGCUGCAAUGAAGGUUUGGUUUAAGAGGAGGCCUGUUGAAAAGGGUGCACAUAUUGAGAUAAAAGCUGUUGAGGAUUUCACAUUUUUGACCCCUACUUAUGUGCCAGUAUUACGACAGGAUGAACAUGCCAACAAGGCUAAAAGUACAUCCAAGGAUGCAAACACCAUGAAAUUUAUGGGUCCCAAAUACUUAUCAAUGUUACAUCACCUCAGGUUUUACUUGCCAGAGAUGUAUCCGAAACUUAACCGCAUCUUGUUCCUUGAAGAUGACGUUGUGGUUCAGAAGGAUUUAACAGCAUUAUGGAAAAUCGAUAUGGAUGGGAGAGUGAAUGGUGCUGUGGAGACUUGCUUUGGGUCCUUCCAUAGAUAUUCCCAAUAUUUGAACUUCUCUCACCCUCUUAUUAAGCAAAAGUUUAAUCCCAAGGCUUGUGCUUGGGCUUUCGGAGUGAACAUGUUUGACCUUGAUGCGUGGAGAAGUGAAAAAUUAACUGAAAAGUAUCACUAUUGGCAGAAUCAAAAUGAGGAUGAGAGUCUAUGGGAAUCAGGGACGCUGCCACCAGGGCUGCUUACGUUCUACUCAACAACAAAAUCUUUGGAGAAAUCAUGGCAUGUGAUGGGACUUGGGUAUAACCCAAGUGUAAGCAUGGAUGAGAUUAACAAUGCUGCUGUGAUCCACUACAACGGAAACAUGAAACCAUGGCUAGACAUUGCUCUUAACCAGUACAAGAACCUAUGGAUCAAAUACGUUGACUAUGAAAUGGAAUUUGUUCAGAUGUGCAAUUUUGGUCUAUAGUUGAGGGAAUUUCUGUCAAACCACCCCCAGUGAGGUAAUUAAUACACACAGCAGGCAUGUGCUUCAAUAAUUUCACAGUAUUCCCCCCAUUUAGUUGUUGUUGUUGUUACGCUUCAGGGCGAAGUCUGUUCUGUCCUGUCAUCGGUUGGAAAGCUCAUCCCAUUCUUUUGUGCCCCUCGUUAGUGCGUUUAGAUUAGUUGAUUGAUCGAUCCUCCUAAGCUGAAGUUCAUUAUAUAUUUUUAUCAGAUUUAUGUACACGUCAGGAUUAAUUCUUUUUGUAUGAUCCACCACUCUGGUUGGUGAUAUAUAUAGUGGCUUAUUUUAGUUA